Molecule: messenger RNA, 1047 nt
Organism: Cynocephalus volans (Philippine flying lemur)
Lineage: Eukaryota; Metazoa; Chordata; Mammalia; Dermoptera; Cynocephalidae
Product: brain-specific serine protease 4-like
Exons: 7
Coding region: 1-1047 (348 amino acids)
Biological process (GO): proteolysis
Molecular function (GO): serine-type endopeptidase activity
Source: RefSeq, a predicted model, not a curated record
AUGGUGGUUUCCAGACCCCCCCCAGCCCUGGGUGGGGUUUGUCUCAGGCUCGCAAGCUCUCUGCUGCUUCUGGCUUCCACAGCUCCCCUCAGUGCCACCAAUAUACCUGCCCCCCCAGCCUGUGGGAAGCCCCAGCAGCUGAACCGGAUCGUGGGUGGCCAGGACAGUGCCGAUGCUGAGUGGCCAUGGGUCGUGAGCAUCCAGAAGAAUGGGACGCACCACUGCGCGGGCUCUCUGCUCACCAGCCGCUGGGUGGUCACUGCUGCCCACUGCUUCAGGGGCAAACAGGAUGAGCUGUCCCUGUUCUCUGUGCUGCUGGGGGCCUGGCAGCUGGGGAAUCCGGGCCCUCGGUCCCAGAAAGUGGGUAUUGCCUGGGUGCACCCCCACCCUGUGUACUCCUGGAAGGAGGGUGCACGUGCGGACAUUGCCUUGGUGCGCCUGGAACACUCCAUCCAGUUCUCUGAGCGGAUCCUGCCCAUCUGCCUGCCUGAUUUCUCCAUCCGUUUCACUGUGAACACUGACUGCUGGAUUGCAGGCUGGGGGAGUAUCCAUGAUGGAGUGCCCCUGCCCCACCCCCAGACCCUGCAGAAGCUGAAGGUUCCCAUCAUCGACUCGGAAGUUUGCAGCCACCUGUACUGGCGGGGAGCCGGGCAGGGAGCCAUCACCGAGGACAUGCUGUGUGCCGGCUAUCUGGAAGGGGAGCGAGAUGCUUGCCUGGGUGACUCCGGGGGCCCCUUGAUGUGCCAGGUGGACGGCGCUUGGCUGCUGGCGGGCGUCAUCAGCUGGGGCGAGGGCUGUGCCGAGCGCAACCGGCCCGGUGUCUACAUCAGCCUCGCCUCCCACCGCUCUUGGGUGGCGCGGAUCGUGCAGGGGGUGCAGCUCCGCGGGCGCCCAGCACGGGCUCCGGGGGCACUGCGCCCUCCUAGGCCGGGCUCCGGGUCUGAGAUCUGGGGGACCGGGCGGUCAAGCCCAGAGGCUGCCUGCCCGCCCUGCCUGGGCCCCCAUCCUAGCCCACCUGGGCGGCAGACGUUUCCUGCUUCCCUGUAA